GGCAAGACUUGUAUUUCUGUAUAUGCCAACUGUUCGAUGGACGAACAGAAUAGGCAACAAGCAGCAACAAGUACCCGGAAUUCAAGUUUUACGUGACGUUUGUUCACUUUAUUCGUAAUUCGUUUCGUAUUACUGUCAGUUACUGCGACAUUUUCUUAAAAAAGACAGUUGUAGGGCUACUUCAAAAUGGGGAAACGCCAACAUCAGAAGGAUAAGAUGUACUUAACGUACACGGAGUGGACGACGUUGUACGGCGGAAGAAAAUCGGGAACGAAUCUGGAAACGAGCGAGGAGAAGACGUUCAGGCGGUUGCCGUAUGAUCAUUGUUGCUUGUCUCUUCAGCCCUUCGAGUACCCUUAUUGCGACCUGCAUGGCAACGUGUUUGAGCUAGAGGCUAUUUUGCAAUACAUAAAACAGUAUAAGCACAAUCCCAUAACAGGGAAACCACUGGACGCCAAGAGCCUAGUCAAACUGAAUUUUUAUAAGAAUUCGCAAGAUGAAUACCAGUGCCCUGUUCUUUUCAAAUUAUUUACAAAACAUUCACAUAUUGUUGCUAUUAAAACUACAGGAAAUGUAUUCUCCUAUGAGGCUGUUGAACAGUUGAACAUAAAAACUAGGAAUUGGAAAGAUUUGAUGAGCGAUCAGCCAUUUACUCGCAAGGACAUUAUUACAAUUCAGGAUCCAAAUAACGCAAUGAAAUUCAAUCUGUCGACAUUCCAUCAUAUUAAAAAUAACAUAAGAGUGGAAGACGAAGAGACAGUGAAAGAGAGGAAUAAUCCAAACGCAAAGUUAAAAACCGUAUCGGCAGAGACCAAGGAGAUCCUGAUUGAAUUGGAAAGAGACUACAAACCGGCAAAGAGUAGCGAGAAAGAUGAGUCAUCUGCACAGAAGGCUGACAAAUUUAACGCUGCACAUUAUUCCACUGGCGCGGUUGCUGCAGGAUUCACUUCAACGAUAAUGCCGGCAGAAACUACACAUCAGGCAGCUGUAAUUGCAGAAGAUUUAGUGCGAUACGAGAGAGUUAAGAAGAAAGGAUAUGUAAGAUUAUUCACGAACUUCGGGACUUUGAAUCUGGAACUUCAUUGUGAUCUGAUUUCGAAAACCUGUGAAAACUUCAUAAAACACUGCCAGAAUGGUUAUUACGACGGUACAAAGUUUCAUAGGUCGAUACGAAAUUUUAUGAUCCAGGGCGGUGAUCCAACCAAUACGGGUAACGGCGGCAAGUCCAUUUGGGGCAAACCGUUCGAGGACGAGUUCAAGUCGAAUCUGGUUCAUCAAGGUAGGGGUAUUCUGUCCAUGGCAAACUCGGGGCCAAACACCAACGGAUCCCAAUUUUUCAUCACAUUUCGAUCGUGCAGACACCUCGAUCGCAAACACACAGUCUUUGGGAAGAUCGUUGGAGGUCUGGACACGUUAAACGCGAUGGAGAAGGUAGAGGUGGACAAUAAAGACCGACCGAUAGAAGAUAUAGUCAUACAGGAUGUCCAGGUUUUCGUGGAUCCUUUCCAGGAAGCUGAUGAUCAGCUCGCCGCGGAACGAAUUGCCGAGGCGGAACGAUUGUCUCAAGAAGCGAGUCAGAACAAAUCGGCCGACAAAAAGAAUGAUACUCAGAAGGUCUACCGAUCGGGCAUAGGAAAAUAUGUGAAAUUGGAGCAGGAAAAAUUGGACAAAUGGGAGGGGAACUCGGAGCCUGUGACAAAGAAGAAGAAAGUCUCAUCACAGUCAUAUGGAGAUUUCUCCUCCUUCAACUUCUAAUAAAUUUAUUAGAAUAAUUAGAAUAUCAAAUGUAUAUAGCACAUGUACAUAGUCUAGUUUAUUAUACAUAUAACUUUCCUGGCAAUUUGCCAUACGUAAAGCCUCUGACAUAUUCGAGUUCUUAUUGAAGAGCCAAAAAACGGAAAUCAAACAUAGUUGCUGAUGAAAAAUGGUAAGGAACAUUGAAUAUUAUGUUACAUAUAUAAAUAUGCGAUUCCCUCGAUUAUUAAAAA
This is a messenger RNA of Mycetomoellerius zeteki, 1988 nucleotides long. Its product is annotated as peptidyl-prolyl cis-trans isomerase-like 2. Bases 187 to 1755 code for a protein of 522 amino acids. The record is from RefSeq and is a predicted model, not a curated record. Lineage: Eukaryota; Metazoa; Arthropoda; Insecta; Hymenoptera; Formicidae. Gene Ontology annotation, molecular function: peptidyl-prolyl cis-trans isomerase activity; ubiquitin protein ligase activity. Gene Ontology annotation, cellular component: catalytic step 2 spliceosome. The transcript is spliced from 9 exons. Gene Ontology annotation, biological process: protein polyubiquitination; protein peptidyl-prolyl isomerization; protein folding.